This is a messenger RNA of Paraglomus occultum, 1455 nucleotides long. The record is from the annotation of a GenBank genome assembly. NCBI's taxonomy places the organism in Eukaryota, Fungi, Glomeromycota, Glomeromycetes, Paraglomerales, Paraglomeraceae.
AUGGCCGUACCCAUUCUUGGCCGUCUUAACUUGCGUGAUUAUCAGGCCUUGUUUAUUGGAUGGUUGCUGCUAUUUGUUGAGGCUAUCCUGCGUUUGGUUACUUUCUGUUUACCACUCCCUGUGCUAGAGAUUUGCAAGACUGAAAGUCAGAGGAUUUUCUCCAAGUUCUAUAAAGAUGAAAGGACAGAUCCCGUUAAAAAAUUGCAAAAAGCUAAUAACUUCUCCGAGAUGGCUGAGUUCUGGGAAUAUCCAUCCGAGGAACACGUCGUGAAAACACAAGAUAAUUACAUGUUAGGAGUGCACCGUAUUCCACGAGGAAGAUCCACGCCACGUUCUGAGGGUAGUCCAAGUAUUGAAAGUAUAUUCAAAAAACGUGGGAUUCCCGUAUCGGCUAUUCGAGGUACUAUCUCUGGUAAAACAUCCGACGUAAGGCCUGUUGUCUUGUUGUAUCAUGGAUUGAUGAUGUGCAGCGAAGUGUGGUUAUGCAAUCUUGAGGAUGAGAACAGAAUGGCAACAUUAUUAGCCGAUGCUGGUUAUGACGUAUGGUUCGGUAAUGCACGUGGUAACAAGUAUUCCAUGAAACACACUCAAUACAGUCCAAAUGGGACUCAAUUCUGGAAUUACUGUAUUGAUGAAUUUGCAAUGUGUGAUUUGCCGAGUUUGGUUGACUACAUUCUCGAGACUACAGGCGCACCUUCACUUACGUAUAUUGGAUUCUCUCAAGGAACGGCAACAGCAUUUGCAGCCCUGUCGGUCAGCCCGCAACUCAACAAAAAAGUUAAUCUGUUUAUUGCGCUGGCUCCUGCUACAAGUCCAAGAGGUCUUCAUAACAUUUUUGUUGAUGCGAUUAUCAAGGCAUCGCCAAACAUAGUCUACCUUCUUUUCGGUCGUAAAGCAUGUUUAGCUGUUGUUCUGUUCUGGCAAAAAGUACUCGCUCCGCCCAUUUUUACAAAGAUUCUUGACUUGGCUAUGAGUUUCCUAUUUGGAUGGAAACUCGAUUUAAUCACUGAAGCUCAGAAGGCUGUGUCCUAUUAUCAUCUGUAUAGUUGCGCGAGUACCAAAAGUCUCGUACACUGGUUUCAGAUAAUCAGAGCAAGAAACUUCCAGGUGUACGACGAGUUACCCGCGUAUUCUUCUUACACUUCACUGGGAUAUUGCCCGUCUAGGUUCCCUACUCAACAGAUUGCCACUCCAAUUGCUGUUUUCUAUGGUGGAAGUGACAGUCUGGUGGAUAUAAACGUAUUGACCAGACAAUUACCUAAAUGCGUGCUUUUGAAGGAAGUGAAGAAGUAUGAACAUAUAGACUUCAUUUGGGCGGCAGACGUGCAUAAACAUGUCUUCCCUGAGCUAUUUGAUCUUCUCAGAGUGUAUAAUGUUGAUGGUGCUGAAAGAGAUGACAUUGACGUCGAUGCAGACUAUGACCGUGUCUAUGAUCCUAUAAUGACUAAAAAUUAA